Messenger RNA from Aphanomyces astaci, 1064 nucleotides. RefSeq lists its product as hypothetical. Lineage: Eukaryota; Oomycota; Saprolegniomycetes; Saprolegniales; Verrucalvaceae. Bases 33 to 983 code for a protein of 316 amino acids. The record is from RefSeq and is a predicted model, not a curated record. The transcript has a single exon.
GUCGCCUGGAAAAGCAGUCACCCCAGUGCAAUAUGCGCGUCGGCCUUGCCAUCAUGUCGGUCUUCUUGGCUGGUGUCGUCCAAGCCGGACCGAGCAACGAUGGGGUUACGGAAAACGUCCUCAUUGGCGCUGCGAAUGCUGACUUCAACGCGUGGUUCACUAACCUAUGGGCCAACGACGGGUGCAACGUGAAGAAUUCCGACUUUAGCAUCGCCACAUUCAACUUUGACACGGACAAGAACGAGUUUAGCAAAUCCACAUCGUCCAACGUCGAUGCGAACGCUGUCACUAUCACCGCGAGCCAACUGAAUGGGUAUAAAUUGAAUGCGCUGGCGUGCAAGUGGAAGUACGACGGGGCUACUGAAACAACGUCGACGACGCCAGUAUGGACCAAACCAAAUGGAAUCCCCAAGGUCACGUUUGCCAAAGCAUUUGCGUUGAAAUUGCGCAACGAAGAGGUCACGUCCGUCACGGCAACGUGCGACUUGUGGUUUCACCACGACAUCAGAGAGAAACGACCGGCGCUCUUUGCAGGCAUCUCACGCGUGUUUGCGCUCACUAACUGCGACGUCCCCCGACUCAACUCGAACGAAAUGUCCGACCAGGGGCGCUUUAUCAAGGACGCGUGCGCGAAUACGUGGCCUACGCCUGGAAACACCCAAAACCCGGCGCCGUUUCAAGCUUGUGGGGGCGCGAUGGUGUUCCCGUCCAAUGCGACCACCCCCACGACGAAUUACUUGGACCAGGCGACGGAUCUGGCGUGCUGCGCCAAGAAGACGGCGUAUAACUGCGCCGUUGUGCCCGGUUCGACGAUUAAACGAUGCACGGAACAAGGGCCGGCACCCGCGAUGGCGUUCGCCCAAGCGUUUUCAAGUCCGUUGGUUAUGGUUGGCCUCUGUGGAAUGGCUGCGCUGGUCGUGGUCGUAGCCAAGAAGCACCAGACAGCAACUGCAGACGAUGGAUACGUGUCACUGCUGCAUUAAGCCGCUUGACCUUGGAGUGCAUUGUCAGAGUAACGUUAACGGAUAUAAUUUCAUGCUUUUGAUCAGUGGGCUGUGUCGACG